UGUGUGUGUGAGCCUGGUGGACGCGGCAGCAGCUGGAGGAGGUGAUCGUGCCUCUGCUGCAGUGCUGUGCCCAUGGGCCUCCAGUAUUGCAGAGAGCUGGGAGAUGCCACCAAGUGCUGCUGUGAUGCUGCAGGCUCUGGGGCUGCUGUGCCGGGAGGAGAGGCUGAGAGCUGUGGCUGCUUAACGCAGAGACUCAGAUCCUGCUCACGUCCAUAAAUCCCUGAUAGGAGGUGCAGAGAGCAUGGAGCCUGACUGCUGUCAGUGGUGCCCAGUGCCAGGACAGAAGGCACAAACCGGGGCACAGGAGGCUCCAUCUGACCAUCAGGAAGCAUUUCUGUGCUGGAGUGUUGCUACAGGGACCGUGAGAUCACUUGGGGAUCUUCAGAAGCCGCCUGGAUGUGGUGCUGGGUGUCUCUGUUAGAGCAGGGGUUUGAGCAGAUGGACCCAGAGGUCCUUUACAGCCUCAACCCAUCCUCUUGUGACUGUGUGUUUGCUUGCACUUCAGGUAGUUUAUAUUUUUGAGAGAUUAAUUAAGGGAAAGAGCUUCAGACCCUUAAAGAGAUGUUAAGGUGUGGUUUAGGCAACAGGGUAUAGUGGGGCAGGAGGUUUCACAAGGAGCUGAAUGUUGGGGUUUGAGUUCCAUGUAACGUGCGUUAUGUGUGGUAGUUGACAGGAGUAUGUCUGGACAUAAUUUGUGAUGGAAGAUUUUAUAUUUGCUUCCCUUUCAUUAUGAGUACAAAGCCUAUAGGCUUCAUUGUGGCCUAUAGGCUUCAUUGUGGCCUAUGGGCUAUAGUUUGCCUAGGCAAACUUUGCUUUAAAGGUUGGCAUCCAUUGCUUUCAGAUGGGGUUUUUUAUUCAGUGCUGAAUCUGGAGAGAUGUAAGCUAAAUCUGACUGCUUCAGCGGUCUCCUGGGCCAUGGUAGUGUUUACUACAGCUGCAGUAGGAAGAUCAGAAACUGACAGAAUAGUUGCACGUCUUUAGGUUUGCAGCUGGCCUUUGUUUAGAGAAAAGGGAAAUGUGAUUCUGAACAGGGAGAGAAAAUGAGUACUAAAGAGAGGUACUGGUGGCAAGUUGUUGCCCGUUCAUGCUGUGCCGUUCUUAAAAGGAAACUUCUGCUCAUGAGGGUUAGUUAUAAUAACUUCUUAAAGAAUAUUAUUUUAAAAAUAAUCCCCCACUCCAUCAGCUACUUAAUGGUGUGUGUUUGCUUUCAGAGCCUUUCACGUGGAUUCCAAGUAUGGAAAUUAAGGCAGGAGUUUCUUUAGAAGUGUGAUGCCAGUGAGUUGGAUCUAAUCUUCUAUGGAGGAGCUUGCGUAACACUAAGAGAUCUGACUCGAGCUGCCUUAAUAAUCCCCAGGUAGUCACUGGGGAGGGUGAGCUGCUGCUUAGGGAGUGAGGGAUGGAGGAGCUGCCUUCUGGAGAAGUUCAGUUGGGUGCCUGCAGUGGGGAUGGCCUGAGGAGUCCUGUUUGCUGGAGGGCUGCUAAAUAAUACUGCUUGGGGGAGUACUAAACAGUUUUCUGCUGAAGUGUAGGAUGUGCAGGUGCUUCAUAUCAAGAAAAUAACAAGCAAAGCUUACUUCAGUUAUAAAUUGCAGCUUUUUCUUUACUAGCUUUGUGCCAGUAAAAUUGCUGGGCUCCACUGGUUGUUAGUGAUUCAUAUUCCGGAAGGUUUGAUACGUGCUUAAUCAAAAGGCACAAAGACGUUGUCAGAGUUCAGGACCUGAGUUCAAAGGCCUGCCACGUAAAGUCCAGUGCAGAUACUUUGGGCAGCUAAUCGUAGACAAACAGAAAGGGGCCAGAGGAGGAAGUUUUAAGUCAGACUGGAGUAAAAGGAUCACAGAUUGACUCGGUUCUGGGUACACCUUGAUCAGAACGCCUCUCCGAAGUCUCUAGAAGUGACACCUGAGAGUGGCACACAACUCUUUGCUUUGGUAAGGAGCAGGGUGUUAGCUGAGCAAACAUGCCUUCAGGCCGUGUGAAUGGGAGGUGUGGAAUCAGAGAAGGCAUCUCCAGCCAUUUUGCUCUCAGAUGUCUUAAAGUUUGAGCCUCCAUAUCUGUGCUGGGAUUGGUAGACCUAGAAUCUCAUUUCCUUAGGCAGCAAAGCUAAAAAAUUCGCAGGCAAGUAGAUUAAAAAUAAUAAUAAUAAUCCAAGCUGCUGGAAGAAUACAGCAAUGAUAGUAAGUUACAGCAGCUGCUCUGUCCUCUGGGGCAGCCUUGGCUCCUUUCUCUGCAGCAGUCUGGCAUUUAGUUUGGAAGUGUGCCUGAUGGUGACUGAUAGAUCUCAGAGCAGAGCAUGGAAUCCCUGAUUGCCAGCUUCCUGAGCACCUGACACCCUGCUGCGUGAGGCCUUGUGCACCUUGGGGAGCUGUAGGUGAUGGGAGCUGCCCUGUUGGUCUUCCAGCAUCUUGUGCUGAGUGCUCAUGGCGUGUCCAAAGGACAGAUCUCCUGUGUGAUCUGAAUGUACCAGGUUGUCCUCAUGAGUACUCCAGUGGAGAAUGUCCAUGAUCUUCUUUGCCUGUGUGGUGCGGGUGAGAGAUGGUCUUCCCCUCUCAGCCUCCACAGACUUUCAUUUCAACCAGGACUUUUUGGAAUGCAGAAAGAAAUUGAAGGCAUUAUCCUCAGUUCUGGCACGGUAUCCAAGUCGAGGCACAGCAAAAGGACGUGACCUGAGCAUCCAUUUCCUGUCUUCUGGGGAGAUUGCCUGCAUGGCCAUCUGUUCCAGCAGUUACUCGACCAUCAUGGCAUUUUGCUUCCUGGAAGAGCUUCAAUGGGAAUUUGCUGCUUCCUAUGACACAACAAGCAUCAGUUUAGCUUCCAGACCGUAUGCUUUUCUUGAAUUUGAUGAUGCCAUUCAGAAAAUAAAACACCGCUUUAAUUACAUGAGUGGCUCUGCAACGAAGGUCAGCUGGGAGAAGGUGGAGGAGGAGCUGAGGUUGCAGCCCCCUGUUCAGCUGAAGCUGGAGGACGCAGAGCUGAUGAAUGGGAUGGCUAAUGGUGGGCACGCAGGAGUGCAUGUGGAGGUUGCCCCUGCUUACAGAAUGGAGCGUGUGACUCCCCUGGGCAUUCUGUCACUUGUUCUGAACAUCAUGUGUGCAGCUCUGAAUCUCAUCCGAGGAGUUCACCUAGCAGAGCAUUCCUUUCAGGAGGACUAUGAAGGAAUUGGAAACGUGGUAGCAUUUUUUCUACCUUUUCUAGCCUGUGUUUUUCAGUGUUAUUUGUACCUGUUCUACAGCUCCACGAGGAAGGUGAAGACAUUUGUACUCUUUUCCUCUGUUUGUUUAUGCAAUAUUUACUUGUAUGGAUUAAGGAAUCUCUGGCAAAUAGCCUUUCACAUAGGAGUGGCAUCUCUUUCCUCCUACCAGAUACUGACAAGGCAGCUUAUGGAGAAACAACCUGACUGUGGAGUAUGAAAAAGACUUUGGAGACCACAUCACAGAGGCUUCUUCUACUACCCCUGCGUUCUGAAAUACUGAAUUAUUUGAAGUCUGAUGUAGCAAAGUCCUGUCAGGCCAUUUCCAGCUGCUUGGCAGAGAAAUCAGGGCUCUGCAGAUAGCUGCUCAGUUUUAGCCUGGUCUGUGCAUUGAACCAUGUCCGUGAGCUUGUCCUACCUGUCAGCUAAGAGCUUGUGGAUAUGUAAAAUAUAAAAUAAUAAAAGAAAAUAUGUGUUUUUAUUUCA
Messenger RNA from Meleagris gallopavo (turkey), 3673 nucleotides. NCBI's taxonomy places the organism in Eukaryota, Metazoa, Chordata, Aves, Galliformes, Phasianidae. The record is from RefSeq and is a predicted model, not a curated record.